AUGGGAAAACUGAUCAGGAUGGGGACACAGGAGAGGCGGUUACUCAGACCAAGGAGGCUUUAUUGGAGUCGCCUCCUUUUCCUCUUGGGAAUGUUGAUCAUCGGUUCCACUUAUCAGCACCUGAGGAGACCCCAGAGCCCCCCCUCAGUGUGGACAAAAGUCUCUUCCCAGCAGCCUAUUAAACUGUUCAGCAGGGACCUCCCCAGUGAUGAGAUGACAGUGGUGGGCAAUGACCCUCUAGAGGCUAGCUCUGAAGUGGAGGGUGAAGGGAUGGCACCCCGAGACACAGUGAUCAGGGCUGAAGCAAUGCCUAGUUUAACAAUGGAGGACACCUCCAGCCCACCCAGAACAACCAAGAUCACUCCAAUAUCACUAAAGAAUAACAAUAGUCCUAUAACUGCUGGCACAGAAAGAAAAAGGAAAACCGUUCCACUCACAUACAGCAGAGCGCCAAAUCACUUCAUCUCAACUUCAGGCAGACAGAGGGUAAAAAGCUAUACCCCAACACCCAGGGGAGAAAGGAAGAACUCCAGCCCAACUCAAGCCAGGGAAAAAGGAGGAAUGGAUACCCCAUCCCCAGCAGAUGCACCGUCAGCCAUCACCCCUGCAGCAACAGAGAAAGACAGCGAAGCCAUGGCAACCUCGAGGAUACUGGAGACCAGAUCUCCUGAGAGAACAGUAGAAGAAAGCACUGCAGCUUCUCUCUUGGGCAGCAUCCCAGAGACCAUGGAAGGUUCUACUGCUGUCCGGAGAAUUAGCAAUCCCCUGUCCAGAACCAGCCCACCAGCCAUUAGAGCUGCCUCAGCCACCAACAGGGAGCUGGCAGAGAGACCUUCCACAGCGCACAGCACCCCAGUAACUCCCGAGGUCAAGGCAAUCCUGACCACACAGGUCCACCGCUGUGUGGUUGUGGAGCCAGCUGUACCCAGGUCCCCAUCUGUGACAACCAUCCUGUUCCCAGAUGCGCCCAGUUCCAGUCCCUCAGCAUUGCCGCCUGGCUGGCCAAACACCCACCCUAAGGCAGAGUACCCCCCAGACCUGUUCAGUGUGGAGGAUCGGCGACAGGGCUGGGUGGUCCUCCACAUCUUCGGCAUGAUGUACGUGUUUGUGGCCUUGGCCAUCGUGUGUGACGAGUACUUUGUCCCAGCCCUGGGAGUCAUCACAGACAAGCUGCAGAUCUCCGAGGAUGUGGCAGGUGCCACAUUCAUGGCCGCUGGAGGCUCAGCCCCUGAGCUCUUCACCUCCCUCAUUGGUGUCUUCAUCUCCCACAGCAAUGUGGGGAUCGGGACCAUCGUGGGCUCUGCUGUGUUCAACAUCCUUUUCGUCAUCGGCACCUGUGCCCUCUUCUCCCGGGAGAUCCUCAAUCUCACCUGGUGGCCCUUGUUCCGAGAUGUCUCCUUCUACAUCCUUGACUUGUCCAUGCUCAUCGUCUUCUUCCUGGAUAGUCUCAUUGACUGGUGGGAGAGCCUGCUACUGCUGCUGGCUUACGCUCUCUAUGUGUUCACCAUGAAGUGGAACAAGCAGAUUGAGUGCUGGGUGAAAGAGCAGCUCAGCAGGAGGCCAGUAGCCAAAGUCAUGGCUCUGGGGGACCUUGGCAAGCCCAGUGAUGGCACCACUGAGGAGAAUGAGCAACAGGAUAACAAGAAGCUGAAGCUCCCGUCUGUGCUGACCCGAGGGAGCAGCUCGGCCUCGCUGCACAACAGCAUCAUCCGCAGCACCGUCUACCACCUCAUGCUCCACAGCCUGGACCCCAUGGGGGAAGCCCGCCCCUGCAAGGACAAGCAGGAGAGUUUGAAUCAGGAAGCCAGAGCUCUCCCGCAGACCAGAGCCGAGAGCGGCCCGGACGAGGAGGAGCCAGCUGAGCUCCCUGCGGUCACGGUCACACCAGCCCCUGCUCCAGACGUCAAGGGAGAUGAGGAGGAUCCAGGCUGCCAGGAAGAUGUGGAUGAGGCUGAACAUACAGGAGAAAGGACAGGUGAAGAGGGUGAAACUCAACCAGGUGAAAGGGAAACUGAAACAGAAGGAAAAAAAGAUGGAGAAGAAACUGAGGCAGAAGGAAAUGAUGAACAUGAAGGGGAAACUGAGGCAGAAGGAAAAGAAGAUGAACAUAAAAGGGAAACUGAGGCAGAAGAAAAAGAAGAUGAUCAUGAAGGGGAAACUGAGGCAGAAGGAAAAGAUGAUCAUGAAGGGGAAGCCGAGGCAGAAGGAAGUGAAGAUGAACAUGAAGCGCAAUGUGAAAUCCAAGUGGAUGACAGUGAGAUGAAAGAUGGUGAAGGUCAACCAGAAGCCAAUGCUGAAAAUGAAUGUGAGGCCAUCCAAGGUGAGAAAGGUGCAGAUGGUGAAGGGGGAAGUGAUGGAGGGGGCAGAGAAGAAGAAGAAGAAGAAGAAGAAGAAGAAGAAGAAGAAGAAGAAGAGGAAGAGGAGGAGGAAGAGGAAAAUGAAGAACCUCUGUCCUUGGAAUGGCCUGAGAGUAGGCAGAAGCAGGCUAUUUACCUCUUCCUUCUGCCCAUCGUGUUCCCACUGUGGCUGACAGUACCUGAUGUGCGGAGGCAGGAGUCCAGGAAGUUUUUUGUCAUCACUUUCCUGGGAUCUAUCAUCUGGAUAGCCAUGUUCUCAUACCUCAUGGUAUGGUGGGCUCACCAGGUUGGUGAAACCAUUGGGAUUUCUGAAGAGAUUAUGGGUUUGACAAUCCUAGCAGCAGGGACUUCAAUUCCUGACCUCAUCACCAGUGUGAUUGUUGCCCGAAAAGGCCUGGGAGACAUGGCUGUGUCAAGCUCAGUGGGCAGCAACAUAUUUGAUAUCACAGUGGGCUUGCCUGUCCCAUGGCUCCUCUUCUCCCUCAUCAACGCACUGCAGCCUGUUCCAGUCAGCAGCAAUGGCCUGUUCUGUGCAAUUGUCUUGCUGUUUCUCAUGCUCCUGUUUGUAAUCUCCUCCAUUGCAUCAUGUAAAUGGAGAAUGAACAAGAUCCUGGGCUUCACGAUGUUCCUUCUUUACUUUGUGUUCUUGGUAAUCAGUGUGAUGUUAGAAGACCGAAUCAUAUCCUGUCCUGUAUCUGUCUGA
Psammomys obesus (fat sand rat) is the source of this 3060-nucleotide messenger RNA. It is a transcript of the gene Slc24a1, whose product is annotated as solute carrier family 24 member 1. Lineage: Eukaryota; Metazoa; Chordata; Mammalia; Rodentia; Muridae. Gene Ontology annotation, molecular function: calcium channel activity; calcium, potassium:sodium antiporter activity. The record is from RefSeq and is a predicted model, not a curated record. Gene Ontology annotation, cellular component: membrane. The transcript is spliced from 10 exons. Gene Ontology annotation, biological process: calcium ion transmembrane transport; intracellular calcium ion homeostasis; long-term synaptic potentiation. Bases 1 to 3060 code for a protein of 1019 amino acids.